AUGGAGGAAUAUUUUCAGGAGAUUGGAAGAGGCGGAAGGGAUGGACUUCCAUCUCCUGCUACACUAUACUAUAAUUCUCAUGACUUGUCAAAAAGAAGGAAGGAAAUGAGCAAUGUAAUGAGAAAUUAUGUCACCUCAACUAGUGUAUGUCGACGUGAAAUGAUCUUAAAAUACUUUGGGUAUAUCUUGGACGGUUGUACCUUACUUCCUAUUCACAAAUGUUGUGAUUAUCACAAAGAUAUAUGCUAUUGUGAAGAUUGUUCUGUAGAGAUCGUAAGCGAAGUCGACUUAGCCUUGAGGGACAUUGUAUUAGCCAACACAACACUAUCAGAUUGUCAGGAAGUUGAUUUAAUACAACUACGUGAUGAAUUAACUUCAUAUUGGCUUAAUCUACAUUAUGGAAGGUCAUGUAUUGGCAGCACAUGCUUCAGUUCUGGUUACAGCAUUGAACUGAUCGAACAGGUUUGCUCAUCAUUUGAUGUGGUUAAUAGUUUUGAUGAUGUUAUGACUAUGAUGCCAGUUUUUACAAAGAACAAUGCCAUUGUAAUUUGGGAAGUGUUGAAAAAGUAUAAAUGA
Paramuricea clavata is the source of this 576-nucleotide messenger RNA. The record is from the annotation of a GenBank genome assembly. Lineage: Eukaryota; Metazoa; Cnidaria; Anthozoa; Malacalcyonacea; Plexauridae.